Molecule: messenger RNA, 861 nt
Organism: Soboliphyme baturini
Lineage: Eukaryota; Metazoa; Nematoda; Enoplea; Dioctophymatida; Soboliphymatidae
Source: the annotation of a GenBank genome assembly
AUGUUGCAUGUGAACAGAGAGCGGAGGAACAACCUCACCAUUGUGUUCGGGACGAUCACGUUUGCCGCCUUCUUUUCAAACGUCUCCCUGGUUGUGUAUAUUGUGGUGCGACGCCUGUUCAAGAACUUCGUCUCCAGUCAUUUCAUUGCCAACCAUGCCAUCAUAAGCAUGCUGGCUUGCGUAUACUUGAUACCAAUCUUUAUUAGCAACGUCAACACUGCUAGUAAUAUCUUGGGCAACGACGGUUACAAUCAAAGCACCGCUUUAUGUCGAUUUCAUGCUUUUAUUACCUGUACCGUCUGGUCAGCCACGUACUACAUGACCACCUGUAUUGCAGGAGUGCACCUGCUGACCUUCGCCCGCAUUCACUACGAACAGAUGUUCGGUUUGCGACCUUCGAUCAUAUGCGUUCUCAGCUGGAUUAUAGGGGCCGCCCUCGGCCUGCCAUGCCUCACAAAUGAGUCAAUCGUUGCUUAUGAUCAAAAGUACCACUACUGUCUUUGGAACCAUAACCAAAACGGAUGUAAGUUUCUCGCUUACUUUCUGUCGUUGGGUAUCUUGCUGCCUAGCGGACUCACCAUUUAUUCGUACACUCGUGUGCUGCUCAUAUUUUAUCACGCACCGAUUGUGUUUGAGACACUUGGGCUGUUUCGGAGUCGAUACAUAAUCUUUUUCAUACUUCUAAAUCAGUUUUUUCAAUGGCCAUUUUUCGUCAGCCGUUUCCUAUAUCAGCCCGGAAUGUUCGGUGGCGUCCUCAUUAUGUUCUUAACGUAUUUGCCUAACUUAAGUUUGGGACUCGCCUACGGGGUGUCCUUAUUUUUGAUGAAAGAGGACGACAUUGCCCUCACAACUAGAAGUCAC